GGCGGAGGAGUCACCUUUUUUAAAAAAAAUAUUGGCAUAAUAAUUAAUUAGAGCCCGCAGUCUCUUUAGAGUGUGUUUCUCACUUUUAAGUAAUUCUUUGCUCCCACAAUGGAAGAUGAAGAUCAACAGGCCUUAAAAUUUGCAAUCUGGCAGACAGUAGAUCAGAUUGUUCAACAAGAAGCUCAAAAAAUAGGCAAGACAGUAUCAUCAGAGUUUGUCACAUCGCUAGCAGACGUCGUCUACGAGCAAACUGGUACCAUGGCCAAAGAUCUAGAGGCAUUUGCAAGGCAUGGAAAGCGAAGUACGAUUUCCAUGGAAGAUGUGAAGCUUUGUGCUCGUCGGAACGAUAGCUUGUAUGAGCUGAUCUGUCAAUACGCAACUGAAAUUUCUCGACGCCGAAAGCAAUAAAGACAACACAAGCUUAUA
This is a messenger RNA of Zychaea mexicana, 426 nucleotides long. RefSeq names its product apoptosis-inducing taf9-like domain protein. Gene Ontology annotation, biological process: replication fork processing; resolution of meiotic recombination intermediates. The record is from RefSeq and is a predicted model, not a curated record. The transcript is spliced from 7 exons. NCBI's taxonomy places the organism in Eukaryota, Fungi, Mucoromycota, Mucoromycetes, Mucorales, Lichtheimiaceae. Bases 109 to 408 code for a protein of 99 amino acids. Gene Ontology annotation, molecular function: protein heterodimerization activity; chromatin binding. Gene Ontology annotation, cellular component: FANCM-MHF complex; Fanconi anaemia nuclear complex.